This is a messenger RNA of Etheostoma cragini (Arkansas darter), 1018 nucleotides long. RefSeq lists its product as uncharacterized. NCBI's taxonomy places the organism in Eukaryota, Metazoa, Chordata, Actinopteri, Perciformes, Percidae. Gene Ontology annotation, cellular component: synaptic vesicle membrane; intracellular membrane-bounded organelle; excitatory synapse. The transcript is spliced from 3 exons. Gene Ontology annotation, biological process: synaptic vesicle clustering; positive regulation of synapse assembly. The record is from RefSeq and is a predicted model, not a curated record. The annotation marks the transcript as partial.
AGGAGGAAGUAGGGCCCCCCACCAGAUCCUGAACCCAGGUGCUCUCCACCCCCUCCAGACGGUGGUGGGGGGCGGGGGGGGCGGCUGCUGCGAGACAACGUUCAUCGAGGGACUCCGCCCCAACGCCAGGGAGGUGUACGACAUCGAGGACAUCUCCACGCUGUCCUACGACAUCGAGGACGUAAAAGUCUCCACGCUGUCCUACGACCCAAAGAUCUCCACACUGUCCUACGACAUUGGCGAGGACCCAAAGAUCUCCACGCUGUCCUACGACAUUGGCGAGGACCCAAAGAUCUCCACGCUGUCCUACGACAUCGAUGAGGACGUAAAAAUCUCCACGCUGUCCUACGACAUCGGUGAGGACGUAAAAGUCUCCACGCUGUCCUACGACCCAAAGAUCUCCACGCUGUCCUACGACAUCGAUGAGGACAUAAAAAUCUCCACGCUGUCCUACGACAUCGAUGAGGACGUAAAAAUCUCCACGCUGUCCUACGACAUCGAUGAGGACGUAAAAGUCUCCACGCUGUCCUACGACAUCGAUGAGGACGUAAAGAUCUCCACGCUGUCCUACGACAUCGGUGAGGAUGUAAAGAUCUCCACGCUGUCCUACGACAUCGAUGAGGACGUAAAGAUCUCCACGCUGUCCUACGACAUCGAUGAGGACGUAAAGAUCUCCACGCUGUCCUACGACAUCGGUGAGGACCCAAAGAUCUCCACGCUGUCCUACGACAUCGGUGAGGACGUAAAAGUCUCCACGCUGUCCUACGACAUCGAUGAGGACGUAAAGAUCUCCACGCUGUCCUACGACAUCGAUGAGGACGUAAAGAUCUCCACGCUGUCCUACGACAUCGGUGAGGACGACGAGUUCCAGGAGCUGGAGAGUGAUUCCUCCAGCCAAUCAGAGAGCGAGGAUGCCUUCCUGCUGAUGCCUCCCAGCAGCCACCUGGGCCUCAGCGUGUUCUCCAUGCUCUGCUGCUUCUGGCCGCUCGGCAUCGCUGCUUUCUACCUGUCACAUGAG